ACUCUAUCCUGGUCUGAAUGUCCCUAAAACAUCUCAACUGUGUCGAAAUUAAAACCCGCCACCAAAACUCAGAAACUUGCAUGAUCGACACGCGUCUUCCUCAAUCUUCUGAGCUUCGUCUUCAUAAAGCCUCACCAACGCCACUCAUUACCACAACCAGAAAAUAACCCAGAAGCACCUUCGGCGAAGAGAGGAAGAAACAGAGAGCAAAGAUGGGGAAGAAAGAAGCCCUUGUGAUGCUGUUGAUUAUUGCUGUUCUGGGAAAUGCGAUUGGGAUUAAGGAGGAAGCAGAAGCAGAAGAAGAAGAAGAAUGGUGGAGAGAGAGAGAGGAAGAGAGGGAGUUUAGAAGUAAAGAACGGUUUCUGCUAGAGGAUUCGAAGCGGGUGAUAGAGACAGAAGCAGGAGAAAUGAGGGUGAUUAGAAGUCCGGCUUCAAGAAUUCUUGACAGGCCCAUGCAUAUCGGCUUCAUCACCAUGGAACCUAAGUCCCUGUUCGUCCCUCAGUAUUUGGACUCCAGCUUGAUUCUCUUUGUCCGCAGAGGGGAAGUGAAAGUGGGAUUGAUUUACAAAGACGAGUUAGCAGAGAGGAGGAUGAAGGGCGGAGAUGUGUACCGGAUCCCAGCCGGUUCAGUAUUUUACAUGGUGAACGUAGGGGAAGGACAGAGACUUCAAAUUAUCUGCAGCAUUGACAAAUCUGAGAGCUUGAGUUAUGGUACUUUCCAGUCCUUCUUCAUCGGCGGAGGAACCUAUCCGGUAUCAGUUCUAGCAGGUUUCGACCAGGAUACAUUGGCUACAGCAUUUAAUGUUUCCUAUACAGAAUUGAGGAGGAUUCUAUCUAGGCAACGACAGGGUCCAAUCGUUUACAUCUCGGAUACUGAAUCGCCGGGGGUUUGGAGUAAGUUUCUACAGGUGAAAGAUGGAGACAAAGGAAAUAAAAUAGCUACCAUCAAUGAAGAUGGCGAAGAAGCAGAGAAGAAUAAGACAUGGUCAUGGAGGAAUCUCAUGAGUUCGAUCUUUGGAAACGAAAAUCGGGACAAAACUAAAAGAACAAGAACAGGAAAAUCCCCCGAUUCGUACAACCUCUACGACAAAACCCCAGACUUCAGCAACGCCUACGGAUGGAGCGUUGCCCUAGACGAGCACGAGUAUUCUCCUCUAGGUCACUCCGGAAUCGGAGUUUAUCUCGUCAAUCUCACAGCGGGAUCCAUGAUGGCGCCACACAUAAAUCCAACCGCGGCAGAGUACGGCAUCGUCCUCAGAGGCACAGGCACAAUACAAAUCGUAUAUCCAAACGGAACCUCCGCCAUGGACACAGAAGUAACCGAAGGGGACGUAUUCUGGGUUCCAAGAUACUUCCCAUUCUGCCAAAUCGCAUCGAGAACAGGUCCAUUCGAGUUCUUCGGAUUCACCACGUCAUCGCGCAGGAAUCGACCGCAGUUCUUGGCCGGUGCGAAUUCGGUUUUCCACACUCUAAGAAGCCCGGCAGUGGCAUCAGCAUUCGACAUAACAGAGGACGACCUCGACCGGUUGCUGAGCUUGCAGCACGAGGUGGUGAUUCUGCCGUCAGCGGAGAUUGCGCCGCCGCACAAGGAGGAGGAGAAGAGGAGGAGGAGAGAGGAAGGAAGGAGGGAGAGGGAGAGGGAAAGCGAAAGGGAAAGGGAAAGGGAAAGGGAAACGGAAGAAGAGUGGACGAGGCGAUUAGGAGCGGUUUGAUUAAUGGAAAAAUGGCGGGAAAUAAAAAUAUAAUUUCCAUUGCUUUUUUU
Cucurbita pepo subsp. pepo (vegetable marrow) is the source of this 1762-nucleotide messenger RNA. RefSeq names its product RmlC-like cupins superfamily protein. NCBI's taxonomy places the organism in Eukaryota, Viridiplantae, Streptophyta, Magnoliopsida, Cucurbitales, Cucurbitaceae. The record is from RefSeq and is a predicted model, not a curated record.